Messenger RNA from Mizuhopecten yessoensis (Yesso scallop), 1121 nucleotides. RefSeq names its product retinol dehydrogenase 2-like. The transcript is spliced from 5 exons. The coding region runs from base 70 to 1050 and encodes 326 amino acids. The record is from RefSeq and is a predicted model, not a curated record. NCBI's taxonomy places the organism in Eukaryota, Metazoa, Mollusca, Bivalvia, Pectinida, Pectinidae.
CUGAACACUACUGUGUCACCAGGAGUACAGGCACGAAGGCAGCUUGCUUAUUGUUCCCGACGUGUAAGGAUGUUGAGCCUCCUCUCCCUGUGUGUGUUACUGUCUGCCUUGUUCCUCGUCGGUAGAUGGUUCAUACGGAGUCUUAAACUCGGCGAGUUAUCAGGUCGGUAUGUGUUUAUAACCGGAUGUGACACUGGAUUCGGUAAUCUGCUCGCCAAGAGACUUGACUCUCUAGGUAUGAAUGUAUUCGCUGGCUGUCUGACAUCCAAGGGACAACAUAACCUAGACAAGGCGACAUCUGAACGUCUUGUAACCUUAGUGCUUGACGUAACAAAUGAGAACAGCAUAAUGAAAGCAUAUGACGAAGUCAGAAAAAGACUUCCGAAAGGAAAAGGACUUUGGGGUGUCGUCAACAAUGCCGGUAUUGCCGGUAACGCAUCACAUGUGGAAUGGCAGACCGUUGACAACUACCGGAAAUGCAAUGACGUCAAUCUGUUCGGGAUGAUCAACGUCACCACUGUGUUUCUGCCAUUGGUGAGAAAGGCCAAAGGUCGCAUUGUUAACAUCACGAGCGUCGCAGGAAGGCUUGCAGCACUUGCAGCGCCAUAUGUGGUGUCUAAGUACGGCGCAGAGGGCUUCUCUGAUUGCCUAAGGUACCAGCUGUACAACUGUGGGGUUUCCGUCCACAUCAUCGAACCAGGCUUCUUCAAUACCAAUAUAGUCAACUUGGACAGCUUCGAAAGGAAUAUGAAGAUGUCAUUCGACGAAAUGGACACAGAGCGAAAGGAAUUUUAUGGAGAAAACUAUAUUUCUGAAGUUAUGAACACGUCAAGUAAAAAUAUACAACAAGUUUUGAGCCCUGAUCUAUACAAGGUCGUGGACGCACUCACGCAUGCCCUGAUUGCUGUUUAUCCCCGAGCAAGAUACGUAGUUGGAUUAGACGCUAACAUCGUAUUCCGGUUCAUAUGGAACCUGCCGGAGUGGAUAGGUGACCGGGUGGUCGCGGCCAUCUUCAAACUCCCCAUACCGAAGGGAUAUCAGAAACAGUAACAGCACUGCCAAUAUUCCACAAAAACAAAACAAAAAAACCACACACACACAAAUAUUAAAGAGAAGUUUUA